CUACCAAGGGAAAGUUAAAAAUUGUAAUAACAAAAAAUAAAGUUAAAAAACACACACAGUUCAAAUCGUCUUGAUAACGACAGUCCUCCCAGUUGGUUCGAACGGUUUGGUGGUUGUUUGGCGAGCUGUUGGCACGUCAGUAGGGCGUACAGAUUCACCGAGAUCGGUUGUUCGUCAGCUCUUCUUUUCGUUCAGUGUGAGAAAAAGCAACAGCAAAAUGGUGUUAUGUCAUAUUCGCGCGACGUUGCGGCUUGGCCAACUGGUCGCCAGCAGGUCACAGCAGGCCAGGCACCAGUGUCGAUUCCUCAGCACCAGCAGCUUCCUGUUGAAAGAGAGAUUGUUCACCGACAAACACGAAUGGGUUGCCGUUGAUGGAGAUAUCGGAACGGUUGGAAUCUCGAAAUUUGCACAGGAAGCCCUCGGUGACGUCGUGUUCGCCCAGUUACCUGACGUGGGAACGAAAUUGGCCCAGAAGGACGAAUGUGGUGCCUUGGAGAGUGUGAAAGCGGCCAGUGAGGUGUACUCGCCGGUGUCGGGAACCGUUACAGAAAAGAACACCGCCGUUGAGGAGACGCCUGGCCUGGUGAACUCGUCGUGUUAUGAAAAUGGGUGGCUAUUCAAACUGCGACUGACCAAGUCGGAAGAGUUGUCCAAGUUGAUGAAUGAAGAGCAGUACGCCGAGUUCCUGAAGCAUGAUGCCCACUAAAAGUAGUCACAGGUCGUUCGUCAUAAUUGCGAGAGAGCGAGAGAGAAAGUGAUAGAUUCAACCCAGAGAUGCAUCCAAACGGAUUCAGUCAGUCGCUAAGCAGGGAGGAGUUAUUGCAGCUAAUCAGUCGAAGCAUUAUGCGCGCACGAUCACGUGCAGUAGUGGAUAGUUGCUAGGCCAGAUAAGUCUUGUGUAAAUCGAAUGUUUGUAAUUUAAAUAUAAAGUAAAUACGUUUUUCCUACUCAA
Molecule: messenger RNA, 952 nt
Organism: Culex pipiens pallens (northern house mosquito)
Lineage: Eukaryota; Metazoa; Arthropoda; Insecta; Diptera; Culicidae
Gene: ppl
Product: glycine cleavage system H protein
Exons: 4
Coding region: 218-706 (162 amino acids)
Biological process (GO): glycine decarboxylation via glycine cleavage system; protein lipoylation
Cellular component (GO): mitochondrion; cytoplasm; glycine cleavage complex
Source: RefSeq, a predicted model, not a curated record